AUGUUUUUGUUUCCUAGAAUCAUUCCGACACGGACAGUAUUUCCUUUCCGUUUCCGAGGUGUUCCAAAAUUAAAAUUUAAGCAUCCAGUCCACAACGUGUGUAGAAAUUCAACUUUGAAUUUUCAGCCAAUGUCCACCAAAGACAAUUUUGAGUUAGCAAGUUUCAGGUUUCUCACUCUAUUGUUUCAUUGUCUAUAUCAGCGGUGUCGCUGCAACGAGAACUCCUUUUUGCUACUUGAGUACUUUUGCAGGGAGCAUGGACACCACGUUCUGAUCUUCGCAUCAGAAUUUGCGUCUCACACGAUCCCUGCAUUUGUGAUUAUUUUCCGUGGCGCCAUCAUCUUCUCGCCGCUCUUCCUGCGAACUCUUACUUGAAUCACUUGACAAACCGCAGCUGCUAAAAAAGUUUCACUCUUUGAAAGCUUCAACGGAAUAAAGGAGAGGGGGUACUGGCGCAUGAUGUGGCCUUCGAGUCGACCUAUGCAAAAAAUCCGAGAUGACUCCUGGUUGAUGUUCUUGACUGCGCAAUCUCGCGCCGUUUCCAAAAGAGAGUGCGGAAGCGUGAGAUGUACGACGCAACUUCUAUGUUUUUUGUUGAU
Messenger RNA from Amoebophrya sp. A120, 599 nucleotides. NCBI's taxonomy places the organism in Eukaryota, Dinophyceae, Syndiniales, Amoebophryaceae. The record is from the annotation of a GenBank genome assembly.